This is a messenger RNA of Melopsittacus undulatus (budgerigar), 2940 nucleotides long. It is a transcript of the gene ORC2, whose product is annotated as origin recognition complex subunit 2. Gene Ontology annotation, cellular component: nuclear origin of replication recognition complex; nucleus. Gene Ontology annotation, biological process: DNA replication. Lineage: Eukaryota; Metazoa; Chordata; Aves; Psittaciformes; Psittaculidae. The record is from RefSeq and is a predicted model, not a curated record. Gene Ontology annotation, molecular function: DNA replication origin binding. The coding region runs from base 289 to 1983 and encodes 564 amino acids. The transcript has 16 exons.
CUCAGGGAGGCCGGUGUUUUCGUCCAUUGUCUGACACGUGAACCCGCUUCCGCCUCCCGCUGCCUCCGUCAGGGGGUGGACGGGAGCCCGCGGGGAGCGGGCUGGAGCCCGGGCCCGGGGGCUCCGUAGGGCAGCGCAGUGAGGCGGGGGGGGUGCGGCUGCGGUUUGUGUUAGUUCUGACGGGCCUUGCGGCGCUACCGUGCUCGCAUUGUGUCAGUGCCCCCCCCCGGCGGCGGGGCUGGGCGGACGCCACGUGACUGACCCGUGGGUGCUUGCAGGGUGCCCGCCAUGAGGCGGCUCUCCGGGAAGGGUUGCGGAGCCCUGGAGGUGAAGUUCGUGCCCGACGAGGAGGUGCUGAAGCACAUUGCUGACGACGCAGGCAUUAAACUGCAGAAGGACAAGGCUCAGCCAUCAGUCAGCGUGAAGAGAUUUGUGAAGAAGCUUGAGAAUAUCUCAGAUGAUGAACCUCAGGAGAUCCUAGAAGAGAAGGACUAUGUUGCUGCUCUUGGAAUAUGUGCCCAAGAUCCAGUAGGAAAUGGCUCAAGUGUAAGUGGUGGUGAAGUUUACUCGUUCAAGACUCCCAAACGCUCCAGCAGAUUGGCGGAGCUGGCCUCUGAAUUAGCUCAGACGCCAGGACAGAGUGCUGCACCUGAUCACUCCAAGUGCCCUGAUAAGACAACCAAAGCCCCUCAAAGCAGCCAACGCUCAAGCAGAGUGCAGCAGAGGAAUAAAAAAGAAUUUAUGUCUACCACACCUUACAGACUCAGGAACAGGCUAACAGUUCACUAUUUAGAAAGUGGGAGUGAAUAUUCUUCUUCGUGCUCAGAGGAGGAUGAGGAGAACCAAAAAGAAGACAACACUGUUUCAUCAGGUCAGAAGACCCCAGAAAAAAUGAAGGCAGCAUCUACGCUUCCUCCCAGCAGCACCCUAGCCAAAAAAAAUAAGGAGAGCAAGAUGAGCAACCUGGUGGAGGAAUACUUUGAAGCUCACAGUAGCUCCAAAGUUCUCACUUCAGACCGAACACUGCAGAAGUUGAGGAGAAGAAGACUGAGUCAGCAAACACUGCGUGACCUUUUGAAGAAAGCUCCCCUUGCCUAUGCUGCUGAAAUCACAGAGCUAAACCAGCUACAUGAAUCCCUGUUUUCCAAGUGGAUGCUGCAAUUACACUUGGGUUUCAAUAUCGUGCUUUAUGGACUGGGCUCCAAGCGUGAUUUGUUAGAGAAGUUUCGUACCUCCCUGCUCCAGGAUUCUGUUCACCUUGUGGUUAAUGGAUACUUUCCCAGCAUCACUGUGAGAUCUAUUCUCAACUCCAUCACAGAGGAGGUACUGGACCAUAUAGGGACAUUCCGCAGCCCCCUUGACCAACUUGACUUCAUCAUUGAAAGGUUUAAAGAAGAUUCAUCUUUAGAGCUCUAUGUCCUCAUUCAUAACCUGGACAGCCAGAUGUUGAGAGGAGAAAGAAGUCAGCAGAUCCUUGCACAAUUAUCCUCUCUGCCUCACAUUUACCUCAUUGCCUCUGUUGAUCACAUCAAUGCUCCUCUCAUGUGGGAUCAGGCAAAACUAAGCCUCUACAACUGGCUUUGGUAUGAGACAACAACAUUUAGUCCCUAUGUGGAAGAAACAUCUUAUGAGAACUCUCUUUUAGUACAGCAAUCUGGAUCUUUGGCUUUGAGCUCCCUAACACAUGUCCUGCGCAGUCUCACUCUCAAUGCCAGGGGGAUAUUCAGAUUGCUUGCUCAGUACCAGCUGGAGAACAAAGACAACCCAUCUUAUCCAGGACUGUCUUUCCAAGACUUCUACCAGCAGUGUCGGGAGGCUUUCCUUGUGAACAGUGACCUGACACUCAGGGCACAGCUGACAGAAUUCAGGGACCACAAGCUCAUCCGGACAAAGCGGGGAGCUGAUGGUGUGGAAUACUUACUAAUUCCUGUAGAUGAUAGUACCUUGACUGACUUCUUAGAUAAAGAGGAUGAAGAUGUGUAACGUCUCUCUGUUCUCAAAGCGUCUAUGACAGUUGCUCUCGAGGGCUGCUGGAGAAGGGCCUAUGCUCAGAUUUCUCUCCCUCCAACCCCAAGGCUGCUGGACUACUUACUGAAAUGUAAUAAUUGUAAUGAAUGAUGCUCAUUGUUACGCUACUUCAGGUAGUUUGAAAUGUUGACUUUUGUAAGCGAGGCAUCUCUUGCUCUGUAGUUAGAUUUGUCUGGGUUGUCUCUUAGUUCAGAUGAUGCCUUCUUCAUAUCUAUGCAGCCACCCUUACAGCCAGAAAAACAAACUCUGUAAGAUUGUGCCUUCUGCUCUUACCUCACCAGCCAUGAGGGUUGAUUUGAGCGGUUUACUUGGGAAGUGCAAAUCUCUAGAAGGUCAGAGCUUUAGUUUGUAGCAGUGGUGCUACUUUUCUCAAAUGAGUGCUUUCCAGUACUCCUUUAACAGGUGGACAAGACUAGCUUCCAGUGUAUGAAGAAGCCAAGAUUUAUAAUGCUAAGAGAUCCUGCCUUGACUGCAUGAAAAACUAGUGGGAUUGUUACACAUUGUGAGUAACUUACUGAAUUCUGGCAAUAGAACUGAAGGAGUUGCUCCAAACCCAAGAUAAUCAAAACUGUCAUGGACUUGAGUCAUUGCCUCUUGGGGAGGGUGAGAGGAUACAGCUUCUUUCAUCUGCUUUCCAAGUUUAAAUCCAGCAAUAGGAAGAGGCUAUGAAGUUUUUCUGUUGAUUUUUUUAAAAAGCUUGAUUGUAUAUAUGUAUUUUUUUUAUAUCAGGAGAGUCUUCUGAUCCUGGAAGAGGCCUUAAGUGCCACUUAUAAACUCUCCCUUUUUUUAAGCCCUCAGAGGCUGGGAGACUGCUGAAGUUUGACAGUUUUCCUUCACUUUUUUUCUCAGGUAUGUGGGAGUAAGCCCUAUAGUUCCAUCAGCUGAAGUCUGCCAGCCAGACUUCAGGGACUU